AUGGCCGACAAGCAGCAAGCGACGACACCCGCCAAGGAGCACGUUAUCGAGGAGGACGAUGAAUUUGAGGAGUUCGAGAAUGAGGAAUGGAAGGAGGAUCAGGAAGAUGCUGACGAUGCCAAGCAGUGGGAAGACGAUUGGGAUGAUGAGGAGGUAGAUGACGAUUUUUCUAAGCAGUUGCGGGCUGAGCUUGAGAAGCAGACCACGGCGAUGCAGACGUCGUAG
Molecule: messenger RNA, 225 nt
Organism: Acanthamoeba castellanii str. Neff
Lineage: Eukaryota; Discosea; Longamoebia; Acanthamoebidae
Product: DSS1/SEM1 family protein
Exons: 3
Coding region: 1-225 (74 amino acids)
Biological process (GO): proteasome assembly; double-strand break repair via homologous recombination; mRNA export from nucleus
Cellular component (GO): proteasome complex; proteasome regulatory particle, lid subcomplex
Source: RefSeq, a predicted model, not a curated record